This is a messenger RNA of Danio rerio (zebrafish), 5062 nucleotides long. Lineage: Eukaryota; Metazoa; Chordata; Actinopteri; Cypriniformes; Danionidae. The record is from RefSeq and is a predicted model, not a curated record.
GGGAGUGGUUGGAUCGCGUUUGGAAAAAGCAGUGGAAAAGUUGCCUACAGUCCUUAAAAUGAUGCAGAGAAUAUUUAUGAUGUUGGAUCUGCUCUGUAACUAAUCUCGUGUUGCGGCGUAGACGGAAUCUAAUAUUUAUUUAUCUCCAAAAAAUGGUUUGCAGGAUCUUCCCGUGAUCAUCAGCGUGUGUGUUACAGAAGAGCAUGUUCAGCAUGGACAUGGAGGAUUUCCCCCCUCCUCCACCUGACCUGUUGGAUGACGAAGAUGAAGGUGAACGAUUUGAGUUUGAUGACAGUGGUGAUGAAGCCCCCGAGGCGGAUCGGCCUCCACCUGAACCUGAGGGAAUCUCCGUUCCUCCACCCUGCUCUUCCUCAGUCAGAGACGCACCCGUGAAUGAGGCAAGUCCAAACCCAGAGCACACAUUCAACGCAGAGGCAGAUUUGCCCCCUCCGCCUCAGGACUUCCCCGCUAAUAACAGGCCUCUGGCUGAAGCGCUGUUCAAACAGUCUGAUCUCCCUCCUCUUCCUCCUCCUCCUCCCACUGAACUUUGUCCCGGUGCAGCAGAGGGCUGGAAAAUAGACCUCAAUCCACCAGCAGAGGGCACUGAUGUUCACAGAGAGCAAGACGAAAACAAAGGUGCCAGUGUGGUUUGCUCCUCCAAGCCCAAAGUGAGCCCCUACUCUGUGAUCGACAUCGGCCCCAUCCAACAGCAGCUGCCAUCAGAGCAGAGCGGUCCGCCCUCCUCUCCCUCAGCCAAUCAGAUUGAAGGAGUUGUUCAGGAUGUGUUAGGUAGCCCAGGGUUGUCCUCUGGGUAUUCAGUGCCAGUGCCCUGUGGUUAUGCAACGCCUUCAAAUGUGCCAGUGAUCCCACCAACCUACACCACCCCAGUUCUCAUCCGCCACUUCUCUAUGGAUGAAGAUGUAACUGUUGUUGGAGCAGUAAAUACUCCUGUGGACAGUGUUUUUAGUGAAGAGUGUCCGGUCAUCAAAGAGGAAGACGCUCUUACUAAGUGGGUUUCAGACCCAGCAAACACAGCCUGGAUGGAGAGUCCAGAUGAAGUGAUUUAUGAUGAUGUACCAAGAGAAAACUCUGGAUCCACAACAGACCCAGAUGAGAUGAUCUAUGAUGACGUUGAGUUCGGGGAGGAGGGUGGCAGCAGCUCGCUGGACAAUGGCUGGAGCUCCAGCGAAUUUGAGAGCUAUGAGGAAAACAGUGACGUAGAGAACGGACAUGGAGAAAACGGCCUCCCGGACGCCUUCGUCAGGGGCCGUGCACCCAGCAAGAAAACACAUCUGUCUGAAGAUCUGGCACGUUUGAAAGAGCACUAUGAGAGAAAGAUGCGAGAUCUCAUGGCAAACACAGUGGGAACAGUAGAGCUACAGCAGCUCAAACACAAACACGAGCAGAAGAUGCAGCGGCUGGUAAAAGCUGCCAAAGAUGGAACUAAAGACGGCUUGCAGAAAACCAAAGCCGCAGUGAGAAAGGGCCGAUCAUUCAUCCGCACCAGAUCUCUCUGUCAUGAUAAGAAACCCAACUGCUUUGAUGAAGAGUCAGAUCUAUUUAUUGAGGUGGAGUGUUUUAAUGUGGACCCAGUGCUUGGACCUGCGCCUGACGGACUCACUCAACACCAGGUAAUGAGGAGAUGCAUUCUGGAGAAGAUUCUGGAGAGCGAGAAGAGCUAUUUGGAAGCUCUGAAGAGAAUUUUAGAGCAGUAUGAGAAUCCUCUGGCAGAAAUUGAGCCUCGGUUACUCAGUGACCGCAAGCGUAAGGUGGUGUUUCAUCGCAUUCGGGAGAUCCUGCAGUGUCAUGCACUCUUCCAGAUGGCGCUUGCCAGCAGAGUAUCUGACUGGGAUGAGCUGGAGAUGAUUGGAGAUGUGUUUGUAGCAUCGUUUUCCAAGUCUAUGGUGUUGGACGCUUACAGUGAAUAUGUGAAUAACUUCAGCUUGGCGAUGGGAGUGGUGCGGAAGGCAUGCGCCGCUAAACCCUGUUUCCUGGACUUCCUCAAGCACCGCCAGGAGACAAGUAAAGACCGUCUGACUCUUUAUGGACUGAUGAUGAAGCCUAUUCAGCGGUUCCCUCAGUUUAUUCUGCUGCUGCAAGACAUGUUAAAGAACACGCCAGUGGGCCAUGCUGAUCGCCUUCCCCUUCAGAUGGCUCUUACUGAACUGGAAGUGCUUGCCGAAAAAUUAAACGAAAGGAAAAAGGAGGCUGACCAGCGCUGCGAGAUACGACACAUCGCUAAAGCUAUGAACGAACAUUACCUCAACAAGCUGCUGAGCAGCGGCAGCCGUUAUCUGAUUCGGUCUGAUGACAUGGUGGAAACCGUUUAUAAUGAUCGAGGGGAGAUCAUUAAGACUAAAGAACGGCGAGUCUUUCUCCUGAACGAUGUGCUCAUGUGUGCCACCCCCAACCGGCGGCCAUCUCAGGAUGGUGUGAGUGUUGGAGCUGGAGGUGAAGGGGUUCCCUCAGGACAGCGUUUCUUGCUCAAGUGGAGUGUACCGUUAAGUUUUGUGGAGGUCGUGGAGUUUGGCUCCAGCGAGGAGAUGGUUGACUCCCGGUUUCCACCCUCACACUCUGGAGAUAAAGUUGUCAUUAAUGCAAAACCUAAUAAGUUAUAUAUGGGGCCGGGACAGCUGUAUCAGGACCUGCAGAACCUGAUCCAUGACCUGGGCUUGGUGAACCAAAUUUCCACCAUGAUCAGCAGUCUGAAAGGGAAUUAUCAGAAUGUUAAUGGGACUGUUGCUCAGGACUGGGUUUCAGGUCUUCAGCGUCUCAUUUUAAAGAAAGAGGAGGAGAUUCGGGCAGCUGAUCGCUGUAGGAUACAACUACAGUUACCAGGGAAACAAGACAAAUACGGUCGACCCACGUUUUUCACUGCAGUCUUCAACACAUUCAGUCCAUCCAUCAAGCAAACAUGGAUCAGUAAUCUGCAGAUGGCUAAACUGGCUUUACAGGAGGACAACAUCCAAGGAUGGUUUUGUGCUGAAGAUGAUGGUAAUCAGAUGAGAAAGCAGAAUCAUCCUCUCUUGCUCAAGCAAAUGGCAGUGGUCAUGUCUAAACUACAGGAGUUUAAGGUGGAGUGUGCCGUUCACAACCCCGAGCCUCAUGUGAACACCGACAGCACCGCAGAUCUGCCUGUUAUGGGUCACGGAUGUGUGUGGGUGGCGAGUUGCACCAAUCACAUGGGUCAGGUGUCCAUUGUGGCACUGCAAAACUCAAAUCCUAAAGUGACGGAGUGUUUUAAUGUCGAGUCGCGUAUUCUCUGUAUGACGCAUGUUCCGUUGGAUGAGCCACUAAAGAACGGUGAGGGAAAACCUGAGAAUCGGAAUGCCUGUGAUAUGCCAACUGUCUGUUUGGGAAUGGAGGAAGGCAGUAUAUCUGUUUAUAAGAGCAGCCAGCGCUCUAAGAAAGUUCGCCUGCAGCACUUCUUCUCUCCUGAUAAGUCUAGCGUCACGUGUUUGGUGUACACGAGUGGGUGUCUGUAUGCAGGUCUAGUUAGUGGUUCUCUGGUCAUCUACUCCAGAACUGAUGACGGCUUCUGGGUCGAGUCGGGGGCCUGUGUGUUGAAGCUGGGGGUGUUGCCGGUUAAAGCUCUACUGGUGGUGAGCGAACACAUCUGGGCUUCAUCAGGAGGACAGAUCUUCAUCAUCAGCACACAGACAAACACGGUGGAGCGUCAGUUUGAAGCCCAUCAGGAAGAAGGAAUGAUCGUGUCCCACAUGGUGGUGGCUGGAGUGGGUAUCUGGAUAUCCUUCAGCACCGGCUCAACCCUUCGACUCUUCCACACCGAGACUCUCGACCACCUGCAAGACAUCAACAUCGCCACAGCUGUCAAUAACAUACUCCCAGGACAGCAGAGAGUCUCUGUGAGCAGUCUGUUGGUGUGUCACGGUCUGCUGCUAGUGGGCACUAAUCUGGGGGUCACGGUGGCCCUUUCUGUGCCCAGACUACAGGGCAUCCCAAAGGUCACAGGUCGAGGAAUGGUCUCUUUUCAUGCACACCACGGCCCAGUCAAGUUCCUCACCAUGGCAACAGCAGUGUGUAACGUCUCUCAAGCUACCAUGGCAACCCUCACCUCCAGUACUCCCAGUCAGUGCCAGCCUGAGGCCUCGGAACUGGAGGUAGCCACACUAAACCAGAACUGCAGCAGCGGCUCACAUGCGCCUGUUCUCCAGGACUCCCCGUCCUCCUCGUGUGGCUCUCUGGCUCUGUCUCAGGCAUCUUUAGAGCACGGCCCAGAGGACGGGGCCAUAUACGACCUGCUGAACGAGCCGGCACACUUCCAGAAGGCCAAGCAGACUGACAGAGUCAGUGCCAGCUCUGUGCUGGUGGUGUCAGGAGGGCUCGGACACCGCAGAAUCAACCGAAAAACCAAACAGUCCAAGCACGAGGAGAUGGCGUCCACUAUCAUGGUGUGGCAAAUACCACUGCCAAGCCUGUGAAGGGAGAAAGAUGAAUGAAAAGGGGCAUUCCACAUCAAAGAGAGCAGUUCCUGAGCCUGACUUUACUUUCCAUAAUGGGCUAAUGGAGAAAAAAAACAUUAAUGAAUGAAGGGAAACAAGGUUGUGUUCCAGCAAUGAGCUGAACUACCAAGUCAUGCAUCAGAGAAAUGCAUUUUACCACUUGGCACAUUCGCCUUCAUUUAAAAGGUGAAAGUAUGUCAGUACCACUGCAGUGUGAUUGAUUUUCAGGUCUAAUAUAACAUUUUAACUGCAAAAUAAUUUCACACAAAAACAAACAAACAGAUGCUUUAGUAUAACAGCAGAAAGUUGUCUUUAAUGCCACUUUUUAAAGAAAUGCUCACUACUUAAGGGAUAGUUCAACCAAAAGAUAAAAGAUCUGUUAUUAUUUACCAACUCUCUACUAGAUUCAAAGUUGUUUGAGUUUCUUCUGUUGACCACAAAAGAAGAUUUUUUGAAUAAUGAUGGAAACCGGUAGCCAUUGACUUCCAUAGUAUUUUGUUUUCCUACUACAGAUGUCAGUGGCCACCAGUUUCCAACAUGCUGCAAAAUAUACUCUUUUGCACUCAGUAGAAAAGAAAAACUCAUUGAGGUUUGAAAAC